Messenger RNA from Eurytemora carolleeae, 989 nucleotides. RefSeq lists its product as uncharacterized. Lineage: Eukaryota; Metazoa; Arthropoda; Copepoda; Calanoida; Temoridae. The coding region runs from base 326 to 874 and encodes 182 amino acids. The record is from RefSeq and is a predicted model, not a curated record. The transcript has 2 exons.
ACCCUAACUUUUCCUUUACUUCUUUUUGCACUUUGCGCUGAGUACAGUUUCUCCUGUGAAAUCUACUUAUUUACGUAUUUGAGCUCAGAUUUAACAAGUUCCGUCAACUCAAUAAACUCUUUUAUUGGUGAAUUUGUCGCCGAGGGGCGGGACAUAUUCCUCCGAAUUACGCGGGAACCAGAGUGUAUUCUGUACAGUCCCGACCAGUCCCCAGCAUUUACCGAGAUACUAGAAUGCGGAUUUGGCGCGGUUCGGUGCGCCACUCAAAAUCUAAAGAUUUCAACGCCUGAUCUCAACAUAAUUUCAGUCUUUCUUAAACUUCAAAAUGUGGAGCAAUCGCCUGAGUUUGGUGUCCAUAAUUUUAUGGAUUUCUUUGGUAUCAUGUCGACCUGCAACUCCUACAGACCAGGACCUUAAAGUUAUAUCACAUGUUGAUAAAAUAGAAGAAACCGAUCUUAUAGGUGCAAACAUUGAUUCAUUACUUUUUCAAAUGUACAAUAAUAUUAUUAAAAUAAGAUUAGAGAAUCUUUUACAAGGAGUCGAUUCUCCAAAAUCCGAAAGUACUGACGGUGUCGACUUAUUGUCGAAAUCAGAGUUCCAUGCUGGGUCGCUGUCACUGUCCUCAAGCGACAUUGUUUCCGAAUUAGAGUCGACGAUAAGCCGGGAAAAUCCACCUGAAAAAAUUCAAGUUUUAUUACCAAUACCGGUCACCGAAAUUCCACUCAAGAUCUUUACUUCACUACCAGGCUACUGGCUAGUGGGCUCGGAGCAGGAACAGGAACAGGAACAAGCAGCUGGAACGAUAACUCCGGAAUUUGUGACGGAAAAGGACGUUUUUACGGAAAAAUAUGAUAUAGGUGACCUUUUCUCCUAGAUCCGGAGGAAAUCCUGAAUUUUGAAGAGAAAUAAAGAGCUGUGAUAAUCUGUAUAUGUUAUAACGUUAUUAUAUUUGUCAUUUCAUAGAGAUAAUAUAGAUUCUAUUCUUAAAA